AUGUCUUCAAUGAAGACAACGAAUGGUAAGUAUUGGAGCCGAAGAGCUGGCCGUCAUGUGAAUGACAGACAAUAUAUGACUAAUGAAUUGAAUUACUUCUUCCUCUUCGGCGGCGCUGAAGACAUGGCGUUAGUGUUGAUCGAGCCGUACGACCAAUGGCUGCACAAACUGUUGCAGAGGUUGGGCUUAAUAGAGACGGAUCUCUGCGAUAGGAAUGACUACACGAUCGGCGACGACGAGAGCGAAGAGAAUGACUACACGAUCGGCGACGACGAGAGCGAAGAGUAUUUGAUUAAUUUGGAUCCGAAGGAGUGGAAGAGUCAGGACCACUACAAGAUCUUCAAUGUCCACAACCGCUUCUUCGCCACUCCCGAGGACAUCAAAAAACAAUAUCGGUUGAAAGUGCUUCGACAUCAUCCCGACAAGAGGUCUUCAGGCGAUGGAAAGGUGAUAGAUCUCGACCUCGACUACUAUUCAUGUCUGACGAAAGCGUACGAAAUAUUAGGCGAUGCCAUCAAAAGGAGAUCCUAUGAUAGUAUUGACGAAACCUUUGACGACGAGAUUCCGGCCAAUAAUGCCGCCACAAAAGCAGACUUUUAUCGCGUUUAUGGCAACGCUUUUAAACUAAAUUCACGUUGGUCUACAAAACAACCGGUGCCUGAAUUAGGCGACGAUCGGUCGGACAUAUCGUAUGUGAAUAAGUUCUAUGCCUUUUGGUAUGAUUUCGAUUCGUGGAGAGAAUACUCGUAUUUAGACGAAGAAGAGAAGGAAAAGGGAGAGAAUAGAGACGAGAGGCGAUGGAUGGAGAAGCAGAACAAAGCCGCCAGAGCUCAGAAGAAGAAGGAAGAGAUGCAACGAUUGAGACAAUUGAAGCAGAACAAAGCCGCCAGAGCUCAGAAGAAGAAGGAAGAGAUGCAACGAUUGAGACAAUUGGUGGACAACGCAUACCAAUCCGAUCCGCGAAUCGCACGCUUCAAAGAGGAGGAGAAACAGAAGAAAUUGUCCCAAAAGUUGGCAAAACAACAGAAUAUUCGAGAGAAACAGUUGGAAGAGGAAAGAGUGAAACGAGAGGCAGAAGAGAAGCAAAGGUUAGAAAAGUUAGAGAAAGAGAACGAAAUUAAGGCGAAGAAGAAUGAAGAGAAGAAACAAAAGGAUUUCAUCAAAAAAGAAAUACGAAAAGAACGCAAACAUUUGGAGACUUUGUUUGAAACAUUUGGUUAUUUUGCCGACAAUGAGAACCAAAGAAUUGAUUAUUUGCGAGAAUUUGAUAAAAUUAUGAAUAUUUAUAGUUUAGAAGAAUUGCAAACAUUUAGACAACAGUUUGAAGGACUCGACAGCGAAGACUCGAAACGAGACUUUUUCCUUAAGAAAAUGGCAGAAAUGAACACUAAGUUAGAGUCCGAACGCAUCGCUCUCUUGACGACCAAUAACUCAAUGAACGGUCAGACGAAUAACGUGUCGUCGAAGAAGCACUGGAGUUACGAUGACAUCCAACUACUCAUUAAAGCCAUUAAACUAUUCCCUGCGGGCACUCAAGACCGGUGGGCAGUGAUU
Messenger RNA from Medioppia subpectinata, 1554 nucleotides. The record is from the annotation of a GenBank genome assembly. Lineage: Eukaryota; Metazoa; Arthropoda; Arachnida; Sarcoptiformes; Oppiidae.